UGCUGGACAUUGGAGUAUUUCCGCCGAUGAGCCGCGCACCCUGAGGGGAGAUGGAUUUGGAGGUGAAGGAUGUGAAUGGGUCGAGAUGUUUGUCCCAGAAUGAGAGCGAGUGCGGACUGAGCGCGUCUCCAGCCGGAGUGCCCACUGCGCUGGCCAGCGUGCUGAUCUUUACCAUCGUGGUGGACAUUCUGGGAAAUGUCCUCGUCAUCCUGUCUGUGUUUAGGAAUAAAAAGCUGAGGAAUGCAGGGAACAUCUUUGUGGUGAGUUUGUCCGUAGCCGACCUGGUGGUGGCCUUGUACCCAUACCCUCUGGUCCUGACUGCCAUCUUCCACAAUGACUGGACCAUGGGAGACCUUCAUUGUCAGGCCAGCGGCUUCAUAAUGGGCCUGAGCGUCAUUGGCUCAAUCUUCAACAUAACAGCCAUCGCUAUCAACCGCUACUGCUACAUCUGUCACAGCCUCCACUACGACCGCUUGUACAGCCUGAGAAACACCUGCUGUUACCUUGGCCUCACCUGGCUUCUCACUGCAAUCGCCACAGUGCCAAACUUCUUUGUCGGGUCGUUGCAGUACGAUCCACGUAUAUACUCCUGCACUUUCGCGCAGACGGUCAGCUCAUACUACACCAUAUCAGUGGUGGUUAUUCACUUCUUGAUCCCGCUGCUGGUGGUGUCCUACUGCUACAUGAGGAUAUGGGUGCUGGUUAUACAAGUGAAACAUCGCGUUAAACCAGAGCAAAGGACAAAACUGACACCUAGCGAUGUGAGGAACUUUCUGACUAUGUUUAUGGUGUUUGUGUUGUUUGCAGUAUGCUGGGCUCCGCUUAAUCUUAUUGGCCUAGCAGUAGCUAUAAACCCUGGAAAAGUAGCACCUCACAUACCUGAGUGGCUCUUUGUCACAAGUUACUUCAUGGCAUACUUCAACAGCUGUCUAAAUGCGAUCAUAUACGGACUUCUUAACCAGAACUUCCGUAAAGAAUACAAGACAAUUCUUCUGGCUGUUUGCCUCCCGCGUUUGCUCCUCAUAGAGACCUCCCGGUGUGCCACGGAGGGACUGAAGAGCAAGCCUUCACCAGCUGUGACAAACAAUAACUUUGCAGAGAUUAAUGUAUAAACCAGUGUUUUACCAGUAAACUUAGAUAAAGUUUCUCUGGAGCCUCUUGGAGGAAGUGUGAAUUGUCAUCCAUGGAGUGCCUUCUCACAAGACCUUUGUCUAGUUGUAAAGAUGUAAUAAUGAAGACACUGCAUCAGUCAUAUUGUGUUCUGUAAUGUCAGACUGUUCCCUCAGGUGGAGAAGAAAUGUAUCAUUGGUGACACAAGAACACACUGUGC
Molecule: messenger RNA, 1330 nt
Organism: Labrus bergylta (ballan wrasse)
Lineage: Eukaryota; Metazoa; Chordata; Actinopteri; Labriformes; Labridae
Product: melatonin receptor type 1C-like
Biological process (GO): G protein-coupled receptor signaling pathway
Cellular component (GO): plasma membrane
Molecular function (GO): melatonin receptor activity
Source: RefSeq, a predicted model, not a curated record